This is a messenger RNA of Penicillium odoratum, 2109 nucleotides long. RefSeq lists its product as uncharacterized. Bases 1 to 2109 code for a protein of 702 amino acids. Gene Ontology annotation, molecular function: protein binding. NCBI's taxonomy places the organism in Eukaryota, Fungi, Ascomycota, Eurotiomycetes, Eurotiales, Aspergillaceae. The record is from RefSeq and is a predicted model, not a curated record. The transcript has a single exon.
AUGACUGUGCCUGAACCCCCUAUGAGCUUGGACGGGCAUUGCUCCGCAGUCUACAACAACACUCUCUACGUCUAUUCUCCGUAUGGAUUUGCGUCACUUUCGCUGGCACAAAACACAACUUCUUGGAGCACUUUACCACCGGGCAUGAACGUUACUGGCGCCGCAUGUGUCACUGCCGCGAUUGACGGCAAUAAAGACGACCUGGCAUUCUACGUAGUCGGCGGGACCGGCAACUCAUCCUACUUUGGACUACAGCGGUAUUCAUAUCAGGACCAGGAAUGGUUGAAUUUGGCUUCUGGCUCGUCCCCCUAUACUGAUCGGCUGGGCCAUGGCGUCGGCUACUUCGAGGAUGCAGGUACUAUUCUGAUGUAUGGCGGGGAGCAAGGCUACAGCGGCGCUUCGCAAUCGACCUAUCUGAUAUACACUACAUAUCCCUAUACGGUAGACUCGAUGAGCAAUCAGGGUGCCCCCGCAGCACUUGACCCGAUGCUUCUAAACUGGAACGAAUCAACAAUCGCCUUGAUUGGUGGCUAUUCGUCCACGACAGAUGUUUACAUCUUUUCAAAUGGAAGUAUGGGUUGGGUAGCUUCUGGAGCUACGGUUUCAAGCGAGCUCGCGUCAGAAACCGGCCGCUUCGCCAUCCUGAGCGAUGACGAUGGGAACAAGAUCUUGGAAGACUUUGACUUGGAAGCGUCGCCGAAUACGAUCACCAGCUACGAAAUUAUCAAGGAUGGAAUUGCUCAGGCAGCCACUGUUGUAGGAUCCUCCUCAAAGCGGAGUUUAAGCAACUAUCCCUCGUAUGACAGCAAGAAUGCCCCAACCACGUCACGAUCCGAUUACGCAAUUGCCCAAAGCAGUGAUAACCUGGUUGUCAUCACCAGCGGCAGCGGAAACAAUUCGGUGUCCAUCUUCAAUCAAACGGCCAAUAGCUGGAUCAAUACAACGGAGUUGUUUUACGGUAGUGGUACGCAGAAGGUUUUACACACAACCACUACUUCAUCUAGUACAUCCACUGCGAUGGCCUCUUCCACAUUUUCCACAGUUUCGACCACUCCAUCUUCAUCCCCUACUGCUACUGCUGCUGCCUCCGGCGAUUCCGGUGAACGUGUCGGCGUGAUCAUUGGUGCCACUCUUGGCGGAGUAUGUGGUGCCAUCGUCAUCCUGGUUGCCAUUCUCAUUUUCCUCCGCCGCACAAGGGAGAAGCAAAAUCCAACAGGCAAAGGAAAGGAAGCCGGCAAAGACCGCCUCAGUUUCCAAGACCAGGGCAUAGAACCCUUGGCCGAAAGAGCCUACCCGAUGGCAAAGAGCCCUGUUCCUGUCGCCUCUAUGUCGGAUGAUUCCCUUGCUAUCAUAUCGGGCAAGUAUGCUGGAGAGAAAGCCUUGAGGGCCCCCAACCAGACUUAUGGAUAUGGAUUGGGCAAACAGAGUUUAUCACCUAUCCCGUCUAGUGGAUUAGCCCCAUCAAGUAUGUACUCGGACGAUUCAGACCGGUCUGCCGCCAUCGCUUCCGCUGUCGAGGCCAUCUCCAGCCCUGGAAACAAGCCUGGAGAUCGAACCACCGAUGAGGGAUGGGGCAAAUACUUUGAUGACAAUCGCGCGUCGAAUUUUGCUGGAGAUCGCUCCACUAUCAGCUCCACAUACACUAAAUCAGAUUACCGUGGUAGCAGCGCGUGGCCCAUGUCCAACCUUGCUCCAUUAGAUUUCGGAUUCCUCGAUAAACCAAAGCCACUCGGCCAAGUCAAUAGUGGAAGUCCCACAACAGAAGUCGGAGGGCAUACUGGGCGUAGCCUAGUCAUCCCCGAAAGUCAAUCCGCGCGAAUUUCAAGUGCCGAUUCGGUCAGCAUUUGCUCGGACGAUGACCCGCACGAUACAAACUGGACUGGAGCAGCUCACAGCAGCUGGCUAGGACGCCCGACCAGCAGCAAUUACAGCAACAGUUACUACGGUGCAAGCAACACAAACCUUCCGGCGACAAACUCGCAAUCCUAUGCACGCCAAUCCAAUGCCCGAAAAUCCAGCGUCAUCGUACCGGAUAAUAUUGAUGAGCUUGCACCGUCCGGAACCUACAAUUCAGAUAUGAGCUGGCUCAACCUCCAUGCUGAACGCUGA